GACGCUGCUGUGGUCCUCACAGUCCCAGCCCGGGACGCAGUCAGUCAGGUCCUGCUGCUGCACCUUGUGCUGCACCUUGUGCUGCACCCCCCGCCACCAUGAGGAGUGCCCUAGUGCUGGCGCUAACCAUGGCCAUCCUGGUCCUCGAGGGGCUCGUGCCGUCGGACGCGCGCUGGGUGUCCACGCAGGACCCUCGGCCGCACAAGGGGAAGUGCGACAAAGGGCCAGCCGGCUGCCGCAAGGUGUGCGCGGAGGAGGAGGGCGCCGGCGGCCACUGCAGCCCAGAGGGCGAGUGCAUCUGCAGCGGCGCGUACAAGACGAGCAAGGGCAGCACCGCCUCCACCGGGACUUCAGUCACGGCGCCUGUAGAGGCCACCACCGCCGGGGAAGAACACCGGCUGCCGGCCGUCAGCAGAAAUACUCCCUCGGUCACUCCUGGGACGACGACGACGACGACGACGACGACCCCAGCUGCCACGAGCGUCGCCAGGGCAUCAGGCGCCUCCACGGCCAGAGGGGGCUCUCCGAGCUCUGCCACCCCCACGGGAGCUCCGAACAGGACGGCUGGUCCCAUCAGGUUGGCCACGACAGCCGCCUCCACCGCGGGCCCCUCCACCACCCACUCGCACUCGACCACCGCCGACGCCUCCACUACUCGUGCCCAGCACAGUUCCCAGCACAGUGCGGGCGGGACGAGGGCCGGGCGGACCACGGUGGGGAGGCCCGCGUCCACGCCCGCGCCCUCGGGGUCCACGGCGGUGACGACGGCGGCCACCACAGCCGCGCGCCAAAAGAAAGCGUCCACAGCGGCAAGCACUGUAGGCAGGAGUGGGGGGCCGGCGACUACGAGGGCCGCAACCACUCUGGCCACAGCCUCGGCGACAGCAACCCCGCCGACGACACCCAGUAAACGACGGGGGAGCACGACCGGGGCGGUGACCGUCGAGAUCCGGGAGCCCCUGUUGGACGGGACGGCGGCCACCGCUGUCGAGGAGGCAGCCGAGGCCUUCGCCGCCAGCACGUCGGCCCCUGCUGCCGAGCACACCGCGGCCGUGGAGCAGCAGGCCGACGACUCAGCCACUGCCGGGGCUAGCGGCACCGGGGACAGCACGCCGCCGUCUAGCACCAGCACGGCCAGUGCUCUCGAUGCUGCCGGAAGCGCCACCGGAAGCGGUGUAUCCAGCGGAAGUAGUCCAAGAGGAAGUGGCUCAGCGGACGGCAGUAAUGUUACAGCGGCUGUAACCUCCGUGACGGCCGGCGCCCUUGUGAGCUCGUCCAACCUCGACGCGGCCGCGGCCGGGGGCGGCACCACGGCUGUGCCCUCCACCACGGCUGUGCCCUCCACCACGGAGCCCGCGGCCGGUGUGACGGCGAGCCCUCACUCAGGCAGCUCACCACCAAACGCAGCGGCACCAGCAGUAACGACCGGAAGUACUCCCGGAGGUACAACCGGAAGUGCUACAGAGAGCAGCAGCACACGCACAACGGCCUGACGUACACUAUACGACGGGGUCUUCACCAGGGGGUUGACAAACCCCUCGGGACUCUAGUAGUUUUACUGGUUGGUCCACAUAAUAUUGUGUAGUUGUACCGGGUGUAACUAAGAAUGCGCAACAGUGUUGCGGGAUUGCACACCCGCCAGGGCUGCAGGGGCCAUGGCGCCUUACGGGCUAACUGGGUAGGCAAACCCGCAACACUGUUGUGCAUUCUCAGUUACACCCGGUACUGUACCACAUGUGCAGGUGGUCUUGCCAACCGCGUCUCUCACCACCACGCGUUAUGGACCAUUGAGGCAACUCGUCCACUCGCCUGCAUGUGGUACAGUCUAACUACGAACCACUUCGGGGUAGGUGGUCCACCCUAAACACACUUAGUAUCCAGUUGAAGUACAUUAGCGUAAGGACAUUCAAUUAGCGUAAGAACAAUUCAUUUUGCAUAAGUACAAGAAAAUGUUUUCCAAAAUACAUUCGCAUGGAGGCAAUGCAAUUUACUUGAUUCAGCAGGCCUUUGAUGUGUCAUCGGGGCGGGAAUGACCCGCAGGAUUACCCAAAGGAUUACCGAGGGAUUACUCUACCGUAAACAAAACUUAAGUAGGGUCUUGUCGUUCAAACACCGCGUGACACAAAAAAUAAUUUAAAAAGAAAUUGUUUACAGAAGAUAGCGUAAGCUCAUUAGCUUCCGUUAUAUGAGAAAUUAGCUGCAAGAACCAACAGUUCGAGCUGCCAACGCGAAGAAUUCGCCACUACUGGAGUCAAUUCAGAAGUGUUAUUGUUCUUCGCAUUAUCCGAGUGAAUUCUCUUCUUUUACAAUUUAUAUUGUUGACUCUAUGAUAGCUAAUUUCUCAAUAUCGGAGGCUAUUAUGAUAAGCUUUCACGAAUUUAGUUACAGGGUCGGUGAUCUAAAAAGGGAACCUUUUCAGGUGUAAAUCUCCGAUUUCGUUGAAACUUGAAAAAUUUGAAGGUUAUUUAUGUAGGAAUCGGAUGGCACUUGAAUUUUUUCCUGAACCUCACAAUUAGUUUUCCCCUAUAUAUGGUAGGAGUACCCUUAUCGAAACUGAUAUUUUUUAGAAAAAUGUAAAGCAGUGUUCUAAGGGGUAACUCGUCAAACUAGCGUUCUUUGCACCAAAUUCUGUCCGUUUUGCUCUAUUUUGUACCGUUCAGGCGGUAGAGUGAUAUUUGAGACAGAAAGCAGUGUAAGGCUUAAGUAAACCCCUAGUAACUGUGAGGUUCAGGAAAAAUUUCAAGUGCCAUCCGACUUCUAGUAAUAACCUUUAAAUUUUCCGAGUUUCAAAGAAAUUGGAGAUUUACACCUGAAAAGGUUCCCUUGUAAGCCGUCCAUUUUUCUACUUAUAUACUGUACCGGAUUCAGGCGUGUUGAAGGGCUGCUAACUCGCACGGGGCAAAGGCACGAGCGACAGUAGGCAAGCCCAUCCCGCACGCCUGAAUCCGUUGCAGUUUAACCAGGAAAAAAGCGACGACUGAGGUCACCCACCCUUUACUUACUGUUAUUUACUACUACGGUUAUUUCGCUCUGCUAAUUUCAGUGGGUCAUCGUUAAAGGGACGAAUGUCCAAAAUUGGCACCAGUAUGGAGCGAUGUCCCACAAUUAUCACUGAAAUGGAGCGAAGAGAACAAACGUCGCUCUAAUUGGGAAACGAUUAAUAACACCUCUUUUUUUGAGAUGAGACUGAUCGCUCUUCCAGUUCGCAGUGUUAGCUCUGAAGGCCAAUAAACUUUACGAAGUGAUAGCUAAAUAA
This is a messenger RNA of Frankliniella occidentalis (western flower thrips), 3256 nucleotides long. RefSeq lists its product as uncharacterized. NCBI's taxonomy places the organism in Eukaryota, Metazoa, Arthropoda, Insecta, Thysanoptera, Thripidae. The coding region runs from base 99 to 1493 and encodes 464 amino acids. Gene Ontology annotation, biological process: defense response. The record is from RefSeq and is a predicted model, not a curated record. The transcript has 4 exons.